Messenger RNA from Gallus gallus (chicken), 1701 nucleotides. RefSeq names its product chromosome 19 open reading frame 45 (gene SAXO5). The transcript has 9 exons. Bases 42 to 1541 code for a protein of 499 amino acids. NCBI's taxonomy places the organism in Eukaryota, Metazoa, Chordata, Aves, Galliformes, Phasianidae. The record is from RefSeq and is a predicted model, not a curated record.
GGGCGGCGCCGUUGCCAUGGUGACGCGGCCUACGCGCGGGGAUGGCGGCCCGGGCCCCGAUGCCGGGCCCGAUCCCGGCUCCUCUCACGGGCGUUCCCUUCCUGAAGGCCUCCCACCUGCAGCUGGGCGCCUCCCGCGGCGUCCCGCAGGAGAACAGUCGGCCAUUUUCUCACGUUCAGUUCCCCCCUUUCUGGGGGGAUCACAGGCCGACGCCGGCCGAGCCGCCCCGCAGCGGGGACGUGUUGGGCCGGAGCGGGGCUGAGGGCGGGGGGCGCUGCUCAGAAACGCGCCUGGCGUUCCCGGAGAAGCCCCUGCAGCGCGUCGUCCCCACCCUUCCCCCAGCGCCGUGCAUCCGUAUGCACGCAGACCCCCGCAUUCGCAUCUGCUCCUCAGCAAUGAGGGACAGCUACCCCUACCCCGCAGCCCCCCCCCCACAACCCGCCCUCCCCAAGGUGCAGGAGAGCAGUGAUAGAGUUCUUUGUGGAGACAGAGAGAAAAUCACACUCCCUCCAUCAGUCCACACCACCUCAUAUCCAGCACACGAGGUCCACCCUGCUGCCAGGGCGCGUCACUCACACAGGGGAUGUGAUCCCAUUAUUAAAGGGGAUGGACAGCCCUAUUACCAUACUUCUCAUCAAACGGAGUUUAAGGGUGAAUACAGUCCACCUGCACAGCCAAGUGAGAAGCACAAAUCUCGCAUUAAAUUUGGGGAUCCCAGAAGCAGCGGAUCUACGAGUGAGCAGAAAUAUGCCUACACUGCCCCAGACAAAAGGGAGCACAGGUUCUAUGACAAGGAAUGCGCUGCCUUCCAGAUCCACCACACAAACAUGCAGCUAGGGGAUGGUCGCACCAGGUUCUCCACCUCAAUGUCAGAGCUCUUUCCAGUACAUAACGCAGAGCCUGUAGCUAUUGCCUGCCUGAACAGAAACACUUCAUCCAUCCCCAGAGGUGAUGAAGACCCGGAGAGAAAUCAUGCACUGGCAAGAAUGACCACGACACAGUUCUGCUACCCAGAGACUGGCAGGUGGAACUUCUCACCGAAGCCUGACUUGCUACUGCAGAAACAUCGAAGCAAUGUCUGCUUAGGAGAUGACCGUUCAGGCUCCUGUUUCUUCAGCACAACGCAGCACUCAGACUAUCAGCCACCACACCAGCCCCAGAGGGUGACAGGAGACAGCAAGAAGCACCGGGACAGCCACAUCCCCUUCAACUACUACAAUGAAAAUCCCAUCACAACCACGCAGGCUACGCUGGUCCCACACAGACAGCAGAAGCAACGACUCUCUGAAGACAUGCUACAGCAGAUGAAACGCUCACACCUGGUGCUGCCCUGGAAGGAGCAGAACUUCUUCAGUACUGAGCAGAAGGAUGAGUUCACACCCAAGUACGGAGACACAGCAGAAAUCCAAGCAGCAAACUCCCACGUGAGCUGCGUCCCACUGGGGACCCUGAAAGAAUACUGCUCCCAGAGAAAGAUCUUGAUGCAAUUUCAGACACAGAAAGUUCUGCUGGCUUUUGGGGAAAGGGUCUUUGCUUUCUAAGCCCCACUCCAACCACUCACAGAAAUGCCUCAGGACUGCCUGAGUUGGGAAGGCCAAACAGACCCCGCAAUGUGAAACCAGCACAACACCCCUCCCUGCAGACGGAGCCACCAGCACGUACCCACGGCACAUCAACAGCGUCUGUGACUCAGAGAUAAGA